Molecule: messenger RNA, 687 nt
Organism: Pestalotiopsis fici W106-1
Lineage: Eukaryota; Fungi; Ascomycota; Sordariomycetes; Amphisphaeriales; Sporocadaceae
Exons: 2
Coding region: 1-687 (228 amino acids)
Source: RefSeq, a predicted model, not a curated record
AUGACGUACUUGGAAAGAUACCGUUCCGGUCAUAUCAACAGAUGGGUCCAGAGACUGCUGCGUCUCCUUCAAUUUCUGACCGCCAUUAUUUCCCUGGGUUUCUUCUCCAGGAGACUGAACAGGCUGCUUCACUUGACGAGAGGGGCCUAUAAUAGAGGUGAAGGCGCCGUCGAAGGAAUCUUGGCCGCGGCCGUGGUAUACUCCAUCCUAGCCAUGGCCAUGGCCUGCUGUCUACGGCACGGCGGUCCCAAGAUCAUACGUUGGCUAUUUGUGCUCAUGGACAUCUUGUUCAUCGGCGCCUUCAUUGCCGUUGCUGUUCUCACACGCCGCCAUGGGCCAGCCGGUGCAUAUGGUGGUGAAUGUCGCACGGAUGGAUUCUUGGCGAAUGCUGUACGAUCAGAUUUCAGACGGAGGCACGGCUGUAAUCUUCCAUGGGGUACAUUCGUCCUGGCCAUCAUUAGCGCUAUAUUGUAUGCCCUUUCAGCAUUGUUCCACGAGGUCAAGGACCGUCGCAACCGCGAACCAUCGUAUGAGACGGCCCCAGGCAAGGGCGCCAGGGGUUCUCACCAUUCCACAAGCACCUACAAUACCUAUCCUGAGCAGCAACAGGUCGUCAACCCAGACGGUUCCUACCCUGUGCAGGCACCAGUCAAUCCUGGCCACAAUGUCGCUGGUCACCACGUGUGA